AAUACUAUUGGAGGUCCAAUCCAUCAAGCCAUGCAACAAAGUUUAAUGCUUUCACCUAACCAAAGACCCGUAAUGAUUAAAUUAGCUCCAAAGCUUACACUCAUAAAUAAAAGUGGGUCUGAGAAAAUAAUUGAUACUGAGAAUCUGGACACCAUCAGUGAAUAUAGAGAUAUAUGAAACGAGCUAAUCUCUGAAGAGCCCAAACCAUUAAAGCUCAGAUACUCAGAUCCAACAUCGGUGCCUAAGUUUGAAAAUGACCAAGAAGAUAUAAAAAUAGUCAAAGAAUUCAACUCGAUCAACUCUGAUGAACCAAAGUCCUCAUCUGGCAAAAAUGAUGCAGAGACUAAUGAUUCUGGCUUCAAGUUAUCAGGUGUUAGCCAGGAUAAAAUUUCUGAAGAGAAGAAAGACUCACAAGGAACAACUCCAUCAAGUGGCCUACCCAAGGGAAAUUUGAAAAACUCCUCUGAAAAAUCUGAGAAAUCCUCCAAGACACUUCCAAAGGAAGAAGAUUACCAAAGUGAAGAAGAUAGUAUAGGAGAAGACACCCCAUUAGCUCAGAUGAUCCAUAACUCCAAGCUCAAGACACACUUUUUAGAAAUGAAGGUUCUAAAAACUCCAUCAUCUGAAAUCAGGUUGAAAAAUAAAAAAGUGAGGAAAUAACAUUCCUCAGCCAACCAAUGACAAAAAUAGCUUAGAUAAUGGAGAUGACUCUGCUGAGAGCCCUUAUACUGACCAAGGAGACUUUAAUAUCUCUUUAGCUGUGUACAACUCUUACACAGUAAGAAGAGAAAGGAAGAAGAAAUCUCUCGAAUGCAGCACUUCUGGAACUAAAGCUAACUCUGCCCUAAAACCUCCUAAUUUGGUUGAAGCUCCUUCUCAAGAGGAGUCUAAGCAAUUCCUUGGUGCAGUGAAGCCUGGCAAAGAUACUAACAUUCAUGAGCGUAACAAAAGAAAUAUCAUUAAAAGAGUUGUAAAGCAAAGCAAGAGUGACAUUAAGCCCUUAGAAGUUACAACAGAGAAAAAGCCAACCUCUUCUCAAAUCCUGAGGAAGGUCUUGCAUAAACCUAGGUCUGAUGUAAAGAAAGGUAUAAAAAAACCUUUUGAAAUUCCCAGAAAAAGUGAAACUUCACACACUGAAAUGAUCCGAGAGUCUAAAUGGCUUUCAAAUAAAGUUCACCAACCUAAGAUGCACAAGAAUGGGAAACUUAAUAAAAACAUGUUCAGAAAGAUUAAGAGUACUCAAAGGUAUAUUCACAAAGGAGCCUCGAAGAAUUACCCAAAGACGAUGCAUUCUACAAACUGGAAGGGAUCCAAGCCUAUUAUCCCAUACUUAUCUUCAAAGAGCAUGAGCGAAUCAUUGAAUAAGUUUUGAGCCCCAAGAGAGCAUAAAACUGCUCCUCGUAUAAACAAGCCAAGAAGAGAGUCCAAACAAGAUUCAAAGAUUUUGAGUCUAAUUUACGGCAAUGCAACUGAAUCUCCAACUGGAAGAGGCCAAAAACACCUUAAAUUCAGCCAGGUGCAAAGAAAAUAGUGUAUAUUUUUACACA
Molecule: messenger RNA, 1547 nt
Organism: Moneuplotes crassus
Lineage: Eukaryota; Ciliophora; Spirotrichea; Euplotida; Euplotidae
Source: the annotation of a GenBank genome assembly